Mesorhabditis spiculigera is the source of this 1452-nucleotide messenger RNA. Lineage: Eukaryota; Metazoa; Nematoda; Chromadorea; Rhabditida; Rhabditidae. The record is from the annotation of a GenBank genome assembly.
AUGACGGACCCAUCCACGUCCACUGCAAUCCCCGAGAAUCCACACAAAAAUGAGAAUGUGGUGCUGUUCAUUAUAUUGAUUUGUUCAAUCCUAUUAAUGCCUGUAAUCUACUUAUGCUACAAACUAUAUUUGGUAUGGAAGGCGAAGAAAGAGAAAAUUAAGAGAAUUCUAAAGCAAAACGAGCGGUUAAAGGCGCUACAUUCCAAAGCAAUUUCGAUAAAACUAUUGACUGGUCAGAAGAUUGGCUCUUCCUUAAGUGUUUCACGGUUGCAGGCUCAUUCAAUUCGGCUUCCGCAAUGCCGUCUCGAGUCCCCAUGGCUCCGCCGGCCGCACUUCCGGGUCAAGUCGAAAGUUUGCGGGAUCCAACGAAUCCAGUAUUUUCAUAAAGAGGCCGUUGCAGCUGUUCAAGAACUCGAUGUCGGUCAAAGCAGCUCCACCUCCUCUAAAAAAUCCAACGGCGACAUCGGCAUCCGAUUACGUGUCCCGCAAGAUGAUGAGCUGCCAAGACUACCCCAGAAUGGCAUCCUGCGCAACCACUCGAAGCAACACCACCCAACAAUGGAUCAAGAGGAAGAUCAAGUCGUCGAGGCUCCGGCAGAAGAUGAGAAAGAAUCGACCCCAAUGUUGACCGCGCACACUAAUGGAAUCCUUGGGAACGGAAAUGCGGGGAGGAGAAGCCGGAAGUUUGAUGGAAACGGCGUCGGGAAUGGGAGACGAUCGCCAUAUUAUUGGAAUAGUCACGAAACGAGUCGACCUCCAAGCCGUGCGCUUGCUUCUCCGGUUCUGCCCCAAACUAAUGGCCAUGCAAACGGGCAUGCGAAUUACGGUGAUGGCGCUCAGAAGCAAUCUGUACAAACCUAUGAUUUUGAAGAUGAGCCGAUGCCAAGUGAUAGUUGCUGUUGUGGCAAAGUCCAUAUUAUGAAAGGCUGCCGAGCGGUUGCCAUUUUGAGUCUACUUUCUGUGAUCGCGAAUGGCAUACUUUAUGUUUUUGGUUUCACAAGAUUUGGUGUAUCGACGUGGAUAGAAAUCCUAAUCCUAAUCUUCGAGCUGUUCACAAUUUUCAUGCUAUUUUGUGGCCUUUCUCGAAAGAGAUCCGGCUUCUUGAAGCCAUAUCUUUUCUUCAAUACGAUUUGGGCCGUGUGCCUUUGUAUAUUAUUUUUGAUGUGUGUCUGGCAGCUAAUUCGGGGCGGCAAUAUGCCGGCGAAUUUAUGGAAGAACCUGAAGCAUAUGAAGGGCCAGUCAGAGUUUGACCGCGCUAAGGAAUCAUUUCGAAAAUCGGAUGAUAAUACAAUCAUCAUCGGUAUAGUGACCGCUUUGGCAAUGACAGGUCUCGCCUCACUUAUUGUCGUUGAUUUCAUUUUUGUUCAGAUUGUCUACCGUACGUUUCACUACUUGGCUUACAAAGAAGACAAAGCAAAAGAACAAGGCGGCCAGGUCAUAUCGCAUAAUUUU